ACAUACGGCAACCCAGAUACCUGGGAACACGAUGAUGCUGAUCGCGUCCAAUCAUUUCUGGUCGAAGAAGACACUGCUUUGAAACGUGUUUUUGACGAAAAUAACUCAAAUGCGAAUGAUAUUUUGAAUGUUCUUAGCUUGAUAAAAUCUACUGAUCGCUCCUCUGAAAUAGAAGUGAAGCAAGAUGAUAUCACAUGGCAAACUUUAGAAGAUGAGUAUGUAGCCACUAUGCCGUUAAGGGGCAUAGGCACAGUGCAGUGGACAAAAAGCACACGAAUUGGAGAAGACAAAAAAGAAGAAAAUUAUUUAAAAGCAAGCGAACAUGCAGAAAUUAUAUCAACACUUUUGGAUAACGAAGAAUUGAUUGACUUAAAAAGAGAAGAGAACAUUUUCACAGAUUUAACAUCUCCACAAGAAUUUGUUUUUAAAAAAGAGAAAGAUAAAACAGGAUCUACAAUAAUUCGUGUAAAACAAGGUAAUUCUCCAUUCUAUCCACUGUUGAAGACCUCGGUAGGAAUACUAGAAGCUAAACAGGUUUCUCUACUUCUUGCACACAAACACAUCCAAACUCUUUGCUUAGAGGAGCCAGACAGGGGAAUGCAUCCACAGAUGAUUGAGCGUUUAAAAAGAGUCUUAUAUGAAGAAGGUUUUCACAAAACUAUAAUUGUUGCGUCACAUAGUCCAUAUUUUAUUGAUACCUUAUCCGUAAGAAACACAUAUUUUCUUCCGAAAAAAAUCAGAGGAAAACGAAAACCAGUACGUUUGUGGCGUGAAAAGGUUACCAAUUAAUAGCGAACUUUCCAAAGUUCACGCCAUUGAAACAUUUAGGACCCUUUUGUUUGG
Saccostrea cuccullata (small rock oyster) is the source of this 843-nucleotide messenger RNA. RefSeq lists its product as uncharacterized. The record is from RefSeq and is a predicted model, not a curated record. Gene Ontology annotation, molecular function: ATP binding; ATP hydrolysis activity. Bases 229 to 789 code for a protein of 186 amino acids. NCBI's taxonomy places the organism in Eukaryota, Metazoa, Mollusca, Bivalvia, Ostreida, Ostreidae. The transcript has a single exon.